AUGUCCAGCCUAUUUAAGAAAAUCACAAAAAUGGUGGUCCAACAGCUGGAUGCUGGAGGGGAUAUGAUUCCUGUUAGGAGUGCCAUUGAUGCUGACAGAUUGCACUGCUUCCAUCUGGUGUGGGAAAAGAAAACGUUAUGUACAGUCCGGUACAUCAGAACAGGUCUCACCCUGAAGGACAUCCUGGAGACAGAGGAGGAUUACAUGUCAACUGAUGAGCUUUAUUCUGGGUCCUCAGGUGCUUUGUUCAGAAUUGCUGACCCUGUGGACUCAGAGAUGAAGUUUACAGUGAAAUUUCCCCAAACAAUAAAAAUCAAAGGGAUGGUUCAUAAAUCCCAGGAGCAGGAGGAAAUCAAGUUAUUGAGUAAUCGGAUAUCCCAGCAACAUUUGGAAUCCCUUGUAAACAGGAAGCUGAAGAAGAUACUACCUUUUCGCAUCAGAGAAAUUCGUGAAAGGGGAGAAAAAGUGUACUUGGUAACAGAAACUCUAAUGAAUGAGGAAACCAUAACAAGGAAGGAGAAGAGUGAAUUUGAAUUUUCAGGCGACAUACCAUGGGUCAACCUCAAUUUUCAGCACAAGGUUAGAAUUCCUGGAGGCCCGGAUGGAGGGAGAGCCAGACCUGGCCCACUUGCUGCAGAUCUGAGGAAGUCCUUGGAUUUGGAGGAUUUCAGAAACCUAAAGAAGAGGGUGCUGGACCUGAGGCGUGACCUCCAGGAUCUGACUGAGCAGGAGCGAAGAAACAUACGGAGCUGCCUCACAGUGUUCCUGAGAGACGGUUAUAUACAGGAUCUAGAGGAAAGAGUGUCUAGUGUUCUGGCAUCCGGUGAACUGAAGAUGAAGAAACCAGAAGGUCGUCCUCUCAUAUCCAACCUGUUAUACGAUACUGGGAUCUUGAUAGAGAAAAGUGCAAAAGCCAUUCAGGACCUCCUGGAUGCCUUGAUAGGUGAGGAGGGGUCUGGCUAUAUGCUUGGGUGGAGGAAAUACUGA
Molecule: messenger RNA, 987 nt
Organism: Chrysochloris asiatica (Cape golden mole)
Lineage: Eukaryota; Metazoa; Chordata; Mammalia; Afrosoricida; Chrysochloridae
Gene: GSDMB
Product: gasdermin B
Exons: 5
Coding region: 1-987 (328 amino acids)
Biological process (GO): defense response to bacterium; pyroptotic inflammatory response
Molecular function (GO): phosphatidylserine binding; phosphatidylinositol-4,5-bisphosphate binding; phosphatidylinositol-4-phosphate binding
Source: RefSeq, a predicted model, not a curated record